Octodon degus (degu) is the source of this 4757-nucleotide messenger RNA. RefSeq names its product glutamyl-prolyl-tRNA synthetase (gene Eprs1). The record is from RefSeq and is a predicted model, not a curated record. Gene Ontology annotation, molecular function: glutamate-tRNA ligase activity; ATP binding; proline-tRNA ligase activity. The transcript is spliced from 32 exons. Gene Ontology annotation, cellular component: aminoacyl-tRNA synthetase multienzyme complex; cytoplasm. Gene Ontology annotation, biological process: translation; glutamyl-tRNA aminoacylation; prolyl-tRNA aminoacylation. NCBI's taxonomy places the organism in Eukaryota, Metazoa, Chordata, Mammalia, Rodentia, Octodontidae. The coding region runs from base 115 to 4653 and encodes 1512 amino acids.
UCGUGGGGCGGGGCGAGGGCUGCGGCGUCGGGACCGCGCACACGUUGCAUUUCUGGCUUGCGGCGUUGGGCGACGCGGCCGGCCGGGCGAGGGGGAGACCGGCCACCGGCGCAGAUGGCGACGCUCUGUCUCACCGUGAACGCGGGCGCCCCGCCCCUGGAAGCCUUGCUGGCGGCAGAGCACGUGAAAGGUGAUGUCAGCAUUUCUGUGGAAGAAGGGAAAGAGAAUGUUCUUCGUGUUUCGGAAAAUGUGGCUUUCACGGAAGUUAAUUCCAUCCUUCGCUACCUGGCUAGAGUUGCAAGUACAGCCGGGCUGUAUGGUGCUAACCUGAUGGAACACGCUGAGAUUGAUCAUUGGCUGGAGUUUAGUGCUACAAAAUUGUCUUCAUGUGAUUUGUUUACUUCUGCAAUCAACGAGCUUAAUCAUUGCCUGUCUCUGAGAACAUUCUUAGUUGGGAACUCUUUGACCUUAGCAGAUUUUUGUGUCUGGGCCACCCUAAAAGAAAAUGCUGCAUGGCAGGAAGAGCUGAAGCAAAGUAAAGGCCCGGUGCACGUGAAGCGCUGGUUCAGCUUUCUCGAGGCCCAGCGGGUCUUCCAGUCAGUCAGUGCCAAGUGGGGCGUCUCAGCCAGCCAGGCCAGGACGGCACCAGAGAAGAAACAAGAUGUGGGGAAGUUUGUGGAGCUUCCAGGUGCAGAGAUGGGCAAGGUUACCGUCAGGUUUCCCCCGGAAGCCAGUGGUUACUUACACAUUGGGCAUGCAAAGGCUGCUCUCCUGAACCAGCACUACCAGGUUAACUUUAAAGGGAAACUGAUCAUGAGAUUUGAUGACACAAAUCCUGAGAAAGAAAAGGAAGAUUUUGAGAAGGUUAUCUUGGAAGAUGUUGCAAUGUUGCAUAUCAAACCAGAUCAGUUUACUUACACCUCAGAUCAUUUUGAAACUAUCAUGAAAUACGCAGAGAAGCUAAUUAAAGAAGGGAAGGCUUAUGUGGACGACACUCCUGCGGAACAGAUGAAAGCAGAGCGCGAACAGAGGGUGGAGUCCAGACACAGAAACAACUCUGUUGAGAAGAAUCUCCAGAUGUGGGAAGAAAUGAAAAAAGGGAGCCAGUUUGGUCAGUCCUGCUGUUUGAGAGCUAAGAUUGACAUGAGUAGUAACAACGGGUGCAUGAGGGACCCCACCCUUUAUCGCUGCAAAAUUCAACCUCACCCGAGAACCAGGAGUCGAUACAAUGUAUAUCCAACGUAUGAUUUUGCCUGCCCCAUAGUGGACAGCAUUGAAGGUGUCACUCAUGCCCUGAGAACCACAGAGUACCACGACCGAGACGAGCAGUUUUACUGGAUUAUUGGAGCCUUAGGCAUAAGAAAGCCAUAUAUCUGGGAAUAUAGUCGGCUAAAUCUCAACAACACGGUGUUGUCCAAGAGAAAGCUCACGUGGUUUGUCAACGAAGGGCUGGUGGAUGGCUGGGACGACCCGAGGUUCCCCACGGUGCGCGGCGUGCUGCGGAGAGGGAUGACGGUAGAGGGGCUGAAGCAGUUCAUUGCUGCUCAGGGCUCCUCACGUUCCGUGGUGAACAUGGAAUGGGACAAAAUCUGGGCAUUUAACAAAAAGGUCAUUGACCCUGUGGCCCCAAGGUAUGUGGCGCUGCUGAAGAAGGACGUGAUCCCUGUGAAUGUUCCUGAGGCGCAGGAGGAGAUGAAGGAGGUGGCCCGACACCCGAAGAACCCCGAGGUGGGCCUGAAGCCCGUGUGGUACAGCCCCAAGGUUCUCAUUGAAGGGGCGGACGCACAGACGCUUGCUGAGGGGGAGACAGUGACCUUCAUCAACUGGGGCAACAUCAACAUCACCAGCAUUCACAGAAAUGCAGAUGGAAAAAUUGUAUCUCUUGAUGGAAAAUUGAACUUGGAGAAUAAAGACUAUAAGAAAACCACUAAGGUCACCUGGCUUGCAGAGACUGCACGGGCUCUUCCUGUCCCGACCAUCUGCGUCACUUACGAGCACUUGAUCACAAAGCCAGUGCUGGGGAAGGAUGAGGACUUCAAGCAGUACGUCAACAGGGACAGCAAGCGUGAAGAACUAAUGCUGGGGGAUCCCUGCCUUAAGGACCUGAAGAAAGGAGACAUUAUUCAGCUCCAGCGGAGAGGCUUCUUUAUCUGUGACCAGCCAUAUGAGCCCGUCAGCCCGUAUAGUUGCAAGGAAGCCCCCUGCGUUUUGAUAUAUAUUCCUGAUGGACAUACAAAGGAAAUGCCAACAUCUGGGUCAAAGGGAAAGACCAAAGGAGAAACCACAAAACCUGAGGUGAGUCCUCCUCUUAAGGAAAGAGCAGCACCUCCUGUGAAUAAGUCUUGCACCAUGUCUGAGGAUUCCCUGGCCCUUCACAGGAGAGUGGCUGUCCAAGGGGACAUGGUGCGGGAAUUGAAGGCCAGAAAAGCACCCAAGGAAGACAUAGAUGCGGCGGUGAAGCAGCUGCUGGCUUUGAAAGUGGAAUACAAGGAGAAGACUGGCCAGGAAUAUAAACCUGCGAGCCCUCCUGCGGCAGGAGCUCAGGAUGUUUCUUCUCAGGCGCCCACUGCUCUUCAGGAAGGCAGGACCCUGUACGACAGAGUUGCUGCACAGGGGGAGCUAGUUCGAAGGCUAAAGGCUGAGAAAGCCCUUCAGGCUAAGAUAAAUGAAGCUGUCGCGUGCUUACUGUCCCUGAAAGCUGCUUACAAAGAACAAACUGGGAAGGACUACGUGCCCGGCCAGCCGCCUCCGGCCCCCAACCCAGAGUCCCUCCCGGCCAGAGACCAUGAGCCUGCUGGCCCGGACACUGCUGAGGCCAGGGCACUGUAUGACAGAGUAGCUGCUCAGGGAGAAGUGGUUCGAAAACUUAAAGCUGAAAAAGCUUCUACGGAUCAGGUGGACCCCGCUGUGCAGGUGCUGCUGCAGCUGAAGGCGCAGUACAAGGCCCUGGCGGGAGUGGAGUAUAAGCCUGUAUCUACCACUGGGGCUGAGGACAGAGGCAAGAAGAAGAAAGAAAAGGAAAACAAAUCUGAAAAGCAGAAUAAGUCUCAAACACCAAGUGACAGCCAAGGGAAAGAGCCUUCUAAAAGCCAGGGCAGCGGGGUGGCGCCCAGUGGUGCAGGAGAAGGACAGGGCCCCAAGAAGCAGACGCGGUUGGGGCUUGAGGCAAAAAAAGAAGAAAAUCUUGCUGAUUGGUAUGCCCAGGUCAUCACGAAGUCAGAGAUGAUCGAGUACUAUGAUGUGAGUGGCUGCUACAUCCUCCGGCCCUGGGCGUACUCCAUCUGGGAGUCCAUCCAGGCCUUCUUCAACGCUGAGAUCAAGAAGCUGGGUGUUGAGAACUGCUACUUCCCCAUCUUCGUGUCUCAGAGCGCGCUGGAGAAGGAGAAGACUCACAUUGCUGACUUUGCCCCUGAGGUGGCUUGGGUCACGAGGUCUGGGAAGACUGAGCUGGCAGAGCCGAUCGCCAUCCGCCCAACCAGUGAGACAGUCAUGUACCCCACAUAUGCGAAGUGGGUGCAGUCCCACCGGGACCUGCCCAUCCGGCUCAACCAGUGGUGCAAUGUGGUGCGCUGGGAGUUCAAGCACCCACAGCCUUUUCUGCGCACCCGCGAGUUCCUCUGGCAGGAGGGCCACAGUGCUUUUGCCACCUUUGAAGAAGCAGCAGAAGAGGUGCUGCAGAUCCUCGAGCUGUAUGCCCGGGUGUAUGAGGAGCUACUGGCCAUCCCCGUGGUCAGGGGCAAGAAGACGGAGAAGGAGAAGUUUGCGGGUGGAGACUACACGACGACUGUGGAGGCCUUCAUAUCUGCCAGCGGCAGGGCUAUCCAGGGAGGAACAUCACAUCAUUUAGGUCAGAAUUUUUCUAAGAUGUGUGAAAUCAUUUUUGAAGAUCCCAAGACACCAGGAGAGAAGCAGUUUGCUUACCAGUGCUCCUGGGGUCUGACCACGCGCACCAUCGGUGUGAUGAUCAUGGUCCAUGGGGACAACAUGGGCUUGGUCUUGCCGCCCCGGGUGGCCUCUGUCCAGGUGGUGAUCAUUCCUUGCGGCAUCACAAAUGCACUGUCUGAAGAAGACAAAGAAGCGCUGAUGGCGAAGUGCAGUGAUUAUCGCAGGCGGCUGCUCGGUGCCAACAUCCGCGCCCGCGUCGACUUACGAGAUAACUAUUCUCCAGGGUGGAAGUUCAAUCACUGGGAGCUCAAGGGAGUUCCCAUUCGACUUGAAGUUGGACCCCGUGACAUGAAGAGCUGUCAGUGUGUAGCCGUCAGGCGAGACACUGGAGCCAAGCUGACGGUGGCUGAGAGCGAGGCCGAAACAAAGUUGGGGGCCCUGCUGGAGGAGAUCCACGUAAACCUCUUCCAGAGGGCUUCUGAAGACCUGAAGACCCACAUGGUCGUGGCAAACACAAUGGAAGACUUUCAGAAGACACUCGACUCCGGGAAGAUCGCACAGAUCCCGUUCUGUGGGGAAAUCGAGUGUGAGGACUGGAUCAAGAAGACCACCGCCAGGGACCAGGACCUGGAGCCAGGGGCCCCGUCCAUGGGCGCCAAGAGCCUCUGCAUCCCUUUCCAGCCGCUGCAGGUGCUGCCCCCCGGGGCGCAGUGCGUGUGCGGCAGGAACCCUGCCAGGUUCUACACGCUGUUUGGCCGGAGCUACUGAGGGGGACCCCAAGCUCUCGCCACCUCACUUCAUGGCAGAUUGAUACCAGUGCUUCUCAGAUGCAGUUUUAUGAUUUUUUAAAAAAUAAAACUUCUGAAAGAUCA